AUGUUCACUUGCAAUAAUUCCAAUAAUGUGUCUUUAAAACCAUAUAUUGUUAAGAAUCUUUUUGAUCAUCUUUUAACUAUUCAAGAACCUCAACAAGAUGAAUUAGAACUAUUAUUUGCUCAAGCUGUUGUUUAUUUAGCAAUUCAAGUUUUAAAUAUUCCUACAUCUUUAGCUGCCUCUGAACAAAAUUGGUCUGUAUUUGCAACUAUCUAUAACAAAAAAAAAAAUAGACUUACUCCAGAACUUCAAAACUUUGAAUUAUUAAAUUUUCAAGAAACAGUCAAUAAUGAUAAUGAAAAUUAUAAAAUUAUCGAACAAGAUAAUGAAGAUAUUCAAGAAUUUAAUGAACACGAUAAAUUAUUAAAUUUACAUGAAAGUGAUGAUGAAUUAAUAGAUUUGGAUAAAAAUAAAAAUAAUGAAUAA
Molecule: messenger RNA, 423 nt
Organism: Scutellospora calospora
Lineage: Eukaryota; Fungi; Glomeromycota; Glomeromycetes; Diversisporales; Gigasporaceae
Source: the annotation of a GenBank genome assembly